Anopheles cruzii is the source of this 5995-nucleotide messenger RNA. RefSeq names its product protein expanded (gene ex). The coding region runs from base 1 to 4659 and encodes 1552 amino acids. Lineage: Eukaryota; Metazoa; Arthropoda; Insecta; Diptera; Culicidae. Gene Ontology annotation, cellular component: cytoskeleton; cytoplasmic side of apical plasma membrane. The record is from RefSeq and is a predicted model, not a curated record. Gene Ontology annotation, biological process: positive regulation of hippo signaling. The transcript has 5 exons.
AUGCGAGCUUUUUGCACCGUCAGCGCACCCUUAGAGGUUUGCGCACCACCUUCCCGACCUCUGCCUCCGGGUACCAGAUUUCUAGCUUUAAAGUUAUUGGGAACGCCGCAGCCACGCACACUCUACUUCCUAGUCGAAGCAAAAAGUCGCGUACGCGAAGUAUACGCACAGACAUGCCACCACUUCUCCAAGCAAGGCAUGCUGGACACGGAGCUGUUCGGCCUGGCCGUCCUAAUAGAUGGCGAGUACCUGUUUGCCGACCCCGAGAGCAAACUGUCCAAGUACGGGCCCAAAAGCUGGCGUUCCUCGCACACUCAUGGCCUGGACGCCAACGGGAAGCCUCUCCUGGAGCUACACUUCCGGGUGCAGUUCUACAUCGAGAGUCCGCUGAUGCUGCGUGAUGAAGUGUCGCGCCACAACUACUAUCUGCAGCUGAAGUACAAUGCGGUCACGCGGGAGCUGCCCAAGGAGUGCUCGGAGCAGAGUCUGCUCCUGCUCAGUGCCCUCUCGCUGCAGGCCGACCUCGGUGACUCGGUGACCGCCGCCGCCGCAGGCGGAGAUCAAGAAUCGGGCCCAUCGGCCGCAUCGUCUUCAGCGUCAGCCACGACACCAUCCACUGCAGUACCCUCUGUAGUAUCAUCGAGUCCCGUGGCCACUUCCCUCUGCUCAAGCAGCAGCAGCAGCUCUUCGUCCUCGUCCUGCAUCAACAACAACAACAACAAUGGUGGCCCCACCUCGGUCAGCUCGGCCUCGGCAUCCUCAUCUGGCUCGUCGUCCGCUUCCACCGCGACGUUCGCCACCGGUUCCCCCUCACCUACCAAUGCCGUGGCCGUCGGCCCCGAAACAGCCGCCACGGUGUCGUCUACCCCAAGCGCCCCCGGACCCGGCGGGGAGUACUUCCGGGCGGAGGAGUACCUCAACCCGAUCCUGCGCACGGCCUGGGGAGUGGCUGCGGUGACUGCGUGCCACCGCGAGAACCGUGGGCUGUCGCGGGCCGACGCCGAAACGCAUUACAUCCGCGAGGCGUGUAAUCUGAACGAAGCCAUCAACGCACACAUUUUCCGCAUGCGACAAGCGAAGAGCGAAACCGGCCCGGGUUCGGCCGUGCUCAGUAUCUACGCCAAGGGUAUACGCAUCACGGACCCGGGCGGGGGGGCGUCAGCGUCAGCGGCCGGGACCACCUUCCACUGGCCGACGAUCGGAAAGCUGAGCUUCGAUCGUAAAAAGUUCGAGAUCCGUUCGGGCGACGCGAAGAUCACGCUCUACUCGACGAACGACGACAAGAACAAGAUGAUCCUGGCGUUGUGCCGCGAGACGCACCAGUUCUCGAUGAAGAUCGCACCGCGCCUGACCGAGGCGAUCAAGCGGGAGGAGGAGGAGAGCAGCUGCAUCCACGACGGGUACCCGUAUCUGUACUCGCGCGCCCUCAACCUGCCGUACAAGAGCAAGUCCGAUCAGCGCAUCUCGGUGAUCUCGAGCACGAGCAGCAACACCACGUCCGGCAUCGUGAGCGAUCGGGUGCACUCGGAGGACGAGCUGGAGAUCAUGAUCAACACACCGCCGAGUGGCGCUCUGGCCGCCCCGUCGACCGAAAGCCUAGCCCUGGCUCACCUGCUCGACUGUCCCAGUGUUUCACGCCAGACGUCCUCCGUCGGUCAGGUGUCCCUGCAGGAACUCAGUGUGGCACUGCCGCCGCCGCCACCGCCGUGUGUCGUAGACCCACACCCGGGCAAAGAGUGCAGCGAUGCCGCAUCGUCCACCUGCAGCACGGUGGUCGUGAUGGCGCCCGGUGACUGUCCGGCACCGCCCGGUUCGAUCGGCGGAACUACCACUAGCUCGAGCGGAGCCACGACCACCACCAGCAGCAGCAGCAGUGGCACCCUCACGGCGGCGGCGGCGCCGACAACGGCCUCAGCGCCAUCAGGGGCCGUCCCCAUUCCGGCCGAUCGGCGGCAGACGUCCACCUGCAGUAGCCUGAUCCUGGGCUUUAGCCACACGGCCCAGAACAGCACGCUGAGUGUGGCGGCCAGCACCUGCCUGGAGCACGACAUCAACGAGGAGGAGGAAGAGACGCACUCGGGCGUGUACACGAUCGCGCACGUCCCGCCGACGGAAACGAGCGGCGUGUACACGAUGAACAGCAGCGAGAUGACGGCCAGCCAGGCGUCGGAGAUGGCCGAAUCGGAGUCGCACGAGAGCAGCUCGCACUACGGCAGUUUCCAGCCGUGCCGGAGCGAGCUGGCCGGCCUCGAACCGGUGGACUCGGUCGACGGUGACGACGGCGGCGGCGGCGGCGGCUGCUAUCGGCCUCGGCUCGAUUCGAGCGAGUUCCGGCUCCGCUCGGACUCGAACGUCAGCGCAGCCGGCUCGUUCCGGGGCGAUGGGAGCGAUCCGACGGACAACAAGCACUCGCUGCUUAGCGCCGAAGAGCUUACGGAGCUGAUCGUUGGCCGCGGUACGUACCCCUCGCGGAAAACGGUCAGCCACACGCUCGAUUCGGACUGUGACUACGUGACGCUCCCGUUGCCGCUCGAGGGCGAAAGCUAUCUGCAGGGCAGCGAAGAUACGGCCCCGACGGAGGACGAGUAUGACGACGACGUGUUGCCACCGGCCCCUCCCAAGCGGAUCGACAGCAACCUGGGUCAGUCUGGCCCGGUACUAGGGCCGGUACCACCAACGGAUUCGGCUCCACCACCACCGCCGCCACCAUACAAUGCGCACCACGAAACGACCGGCCUCCGUGGGCCGGACAUUCGCGGGCCACCGGUGGAUCCCGAAGCGCCCGCCAUCCCGCUGCGCCAGGAUCCUCCACCAUACCCUCAGAAGCCGACCGCGGCCAGCCAGACCACCGGCACGACACGGCGCAGCAGCCCCGCGGUCACGCCAGUUCCUGCUCCGCCGCAGCCGCCGGUGGUGACGGAGGAAGUUCCGGCCCGGUUCAUUACCACGCGUCCGCAGAUCAACAUCCUGAAGGCGCACGCCAGCGUUGUGGGCGAAACGCCCAAACCGAGCUACGCCGCGCCGACCGUCAACAAUAUCGGCAACCUGGCGGCGGCACAGGCCGCAGCAGCGGCGGCUGCGGCAGCGGCACAGGCCGCUGCCACACCGCCUCCACCGCCCCUCGGAGGGGGCUACGGAAUGCCACCGCAGCACCACAAAGCCAUCACCUCGCCACCGCCACCGUACCCGGAAAUGCCGAAGCCACCGCCCCAGCACCGGACGGCGUGCGUCCUGCUGCCGGUCAUCAAGCCCCGCCAUCAGUACCAUCCGCCUCCGCCGCCCAGCAUCCCGCGGCAGCCACCACCACCGCCGCCGCUGGCCACCGUGUACACGAGCCAGAUGGCCCGGUCCCAGAUCGAGCUGUACCAGCAGCAGCUGUACAGUGACGUCGACUACGUCAUCUACCCGAUCCAGGACCCUUCGAUCAGCCAGCAGGAGUACCUGGACGCGAAGCAGGGCUCGAUUCUGGCGGCCAUGGCCGCCCAAAGUCCACCACCGCCACCCUAUCUGGCGUACCACACGGUCCGGGCUCACAACCGCAGCUGGGAUGCGUGCAAAAACCAUGCCAUCUACCGGAGCACCCCGUACCUGUCGAUGGCCCUGUCGUCCAACUCGCGGUACGCGUCGACCCAGAACCUGUCCGACACCUACGUGCAGCUCCCGGGGGCCUACUCCCCGCUCUACAGCCCCUCGGUGACCAGCCUGUGUUCGUCGUCGUACGAUCCGGCACCACCACCACCACCGCUCCGGCCACGACCUCCCCUAACCAAGACCAAUGCGGGUCCACCAGGUGGCGGUCCUUCACCGGCGGCGGCCCUCUUUGCCCGGUCUCGCUCCGACGACAACAUCCUUAACUCGAUCGAGAGCACGCCGAAAAUCCGACGCCAGCCGCCACCUCCGCCACCGCCACCGUACGAAAGCAAGAAAGCCAUCCGGAAGCCUCCGUUGCCGCUACCGAGUGCGGUCGUCGCCAUGACGACGCUGCCGAAGCCGCCGGCUGCCAUACCCACAUCGCCAUCGCCCCAGCUGUCCUGUGCCCCAGAACGACCCCCGGAAGUGCCAGCAAAACCGACGCCACCGAAACCGAGUGGUCCGAGUGCGAAGCUACAGGCACAGAUCAAGAAGCAGUACCCGGACUUUGACAUGAGCAGCCUGACGGCGACACAUGGCCCGGCGACGGCAACAGCGGCCCGUGACGAUCGCACCUCGAUCGACAUCAAGACGCUGCGCGAGAAGAGCAAACACCUCGACCUCCCGCUCAUAUCCGCCCUGAUGCACGAUCGGUCGCUGCUCAAGCAAACCCGUGCCUUCGUCAUGCCGAAGCACCCAAAGUCGGCGACCGGUGGACCUGGCCUGGCCAACGGGGCCCCCUCGGGCACCGGUAGCGGCACCACCGCCGCUAACGUCCCGAUCGGCAACGAAAGCGGUGCGACCACCAACAACGCCUCCUGCGGGUCACCGAAAGCAAAGUACCCGGUGUCCGGGCUCUCGACGACGCAGCUGGCCAAACCGCGGAAAACGGCCGCCAGCCACCGGCACCCGAACGACAAGCUGCCACCGCUGCCCGGCCAGACGGCCGAGGGCAACAACUACGUCAUGGACCCAACACCGACCCCGGUCAAGCAGAAGAGCUUCAGCUCAUCCCAGCCCAGCGCCUGAUGAGUGGUCGCGCGUGCGCCACGAAUCCCACCGAAAACCCUCUCCCUUUCCAGCCCCGUACUCCCCCCGGUAUGCUCUCUCGUGCCCCACUGUCCCACUCUCUCUCUCUCUUUCUGCCUGACGGGGAACGGGGACACAUUACUCAGGAUCACUAAUCUCGUUUUGCGCUCGUAACGCGUGUUUGGGAAAGGAACGCAAGAGAAGCGUGUCGUGUCGGUUUUUAUAAAACUACUGCGCGAUCGGAUAGUAUUUUAACUAUAUACUCUGGGCGCUCUUGUAUAUAUAAGCGGACAGUGGGGGCCACCACCCCGGAACCACCACCACCCCAAGUUGAUUUAAGUGUUGUGUAAGGCCGGACGGAACUGGCAGGAGCCAAACGACGUGCCAAUCGAUGAGCAGCGGCGGUUAAGUGACAUACAUAUAACACAAAACAAAGGAGAACAAGACUAAUUCGCCUUAGGAACGAUACGUACGAUAUAGCACUGAUGAUAGCACAGCAGACGGGGACACUCUCGCCGCCGGUGGCCAUCGAGCCCACCCGGCCGGCCGGCCGUUUGGUUUUAGUAGUUCGGGAUUUUCGGUUCUGGUUCGUUUUUUUCGUUUCUUUCGUUGUAAAUAUCCCGCUAAAGUUAACAAAAAUUGGUAAUUAUUUCGUCUGUCUUUCGUGUGUCGGGCUCUAUUUUGCGUUCGGAUGCCAACUAACCCACAUUUCGGGCGCGAUCGUACAGAAAAAUCACAUAACUUAAGAGAAAAUCCCAAGUGUUACUGAAAUUAUUAUUAUUAUUUCUUGUCCUUUGGUCGCUUCAUUUUUUUGGGUUUUACGGGGAAACAGAGAGAGAAUAAGGAAGGAACAAUCGCAGACAGGCGCAGCGAGCGAUUUAGGCGUUAGAGAGGAGAGAGGUACUAUUAGUUUGUAAAGCUCUUAUUUAAUGGGUCCGCCGUACGCGCGGUGGCGUGGGUUUUAGUGGAAUAGGAUUCGUUUUAGGCUUCGUAAGGCGCAACUCUUAUUUUUUCUCUCUAUGAAAACGGGGAACGGUUCCCAUUCUUCAUCCAUUCCUAAGGAAGGCAGGCGUUAAGAGAAGAAAGGCGUAUAAUAGGAUCGGCCCAGCGUUGCGCAUCAGAAGUUAGUUAGUACUCUUGUAAUUCUAGACGACGGCGCGCGAGAUUAGGACUUGUGGUGUAAUUUUUUUUAUUGAUAAUUCAAAUUUAUUCGUUUGUUUCGGAUUAACAAACUUCCAACAUUUACAAUUACAGACACCUACGAUUAAUAUCUUUUUCUAUGUUUAGGUAGGCAACCAGCAAAUGAAAAUAAAAUCUAGAGAUCUAAUAAAACAAU